Molecule: messenger RNA, 6323 nt
Organism: Drosophila obscura
Lineage: Eukaryota; Metazoa; Arthropoda; Insecta; Diptera; Drosophilidae
Gene: NFAT
Product: nuclear factor of activated T-cells 5
Exons: 10
Coding region: 714-4907 (1397 amino acids)
Biological process (GO): regulation of transcription by RNA polymerase II
Cellular component (GO): transcription regulator complex
Molecular function (GO): transcription factor binding; RNA polymerase II cis-regulatory region sequence-specific DNA binding; DNA-binding transcription factor activity, RNA polymerase II-specific
Source: RefSeq, a predicted model, not a curated record
ACCAGUUGAAUGCAAUGCAAAAGAAAUAGAAGAAGCAGGUUCCGAAAAUAGUGCGCAAAAUAGAGUAUAUUGUUUUUUUAUGUGUAUAUGCGACAUUGUUUAACUAUUCCAAAGAAAAGCGGCAAAUACAAGUGAUAUUGUGCGUUUAUUGUGCAGUGCAUACGUCCAAAGCAGAAACAAUCACAGUUCGAAAAGCAACCAAACUCAUACAUAUGCACAUACAUACACGAACAUACGGAGAGACAUUGUAUGUGUAGGCACACAUUCGUGCAGAGAAACGGGAAACUCAGUGAUUGUUGCAAGUGUGAGUGAGUAAAUGUGCGAGAAGGAGAGGAGCCAACCAAGCCUGUAAUAGUACAAUUGAUAAAACAAAACGCGGGCCCGGGCCGACGACCAAUUUUGCGUCAGGGGCAGCUCAAGGAAUCGUAGUAUCAGCAGGCAGGAGUAGAAGGAGGAGGCGGCAGUGACGAAGAAGAAACCUCAAGCACCAGAGAGAGAGAGAGAAAACCAAAAUUGUUGUUGCUAAAAAUAGCAACAAAUAGACGAACCCUGCGCCAUCGUUGACGCAGGCCACAGGCGCUUCUACGUAGUACCUUAAUUUCGAUUUGGCUUCCACUUGGCGGUGGCGACAGUGUCUGUUACCGUUAGCCUACGAGUAGUGACAAGACGAAAACUUGCUCUUCCUCCAAAUAACAACAAUCAAAAUAAAAAGUAUGCUUUUAAAAUUCACAAAAACCAGUGGAGCUGGCAAUGCUGGACCGGGCUCUGUGGCGGGAUCCAGUUCAUCCUCAAUGCAAACGACCACAUCGUAUGCCGCUCGCGGAACAGGCAUGCGGAUGACCAUGUCAACCAAUUCCACAAUGAGUGCCCGAAUACAUCGCAAGGGAUUUCGGAUACCCUCGAAAAGACAGCCCGGAAAGGGCUUGCCAGGCAAACUGCAUACCAUAACUAGGGCGGGUCCUGGCAAGAUAGUUCCCGGGAAGCGAAUACCACAACGUCCUCAUCCGCCGCCUUGCGACAACUCUAACGACAGUGGGCUGGGCUUCGACCAGCACACGGAGCUGCGAUCCUCAUCGGGGCCAGGAGUAGCCGAUCCGGGUAGUGCGAAUGGAGGAGGCAUUGGCAUGGUCCAGCGGACGAAUCUGCUGGUGAACAGCUCCCUUACGAACACGGUGGCUGCUGCGGCGGCGGCAGCUGCAGCUGCAGUGGCAAGUAACACGUUGCAGCAGCAUCACCAACAGCAUCAGCAGCACCAACAGCAGCAGCAGCAGCAACACCAACAGCAACAUUCACCGCAGCAGCAUUUAAUUCGGGCGAUACCUGUAUCAAGAUCGCGGCACACCAAGAAAAUGCUGAACGCCUUUCUGGACGACUUGGAUCUGGCCAACUCUAACUCGGAGGAAUCGACGGCCUCAACUUCCCUUUCUUGCUCGACGACGCCCAGCCCGGAUGCGGACACUGGCCUCGGCAAUCACAACGGGACCUCUCGCAACAGCUCGGAUCCAUUUGGUGGCGUCUUCCAGGCCACCGAGGCAGCUGUGGCAGCCGCUGUGUCAGCCUUUAAUGUCCAGCAUCAGCAGCCCCUUCCGCAACAACAGCAGCAGCAACUGCAACAGCAAUUUCAGUAUCCUGGAAUGGGCGUGCAACAGCAGCAUCAGCAUCAGCACCAGCGGAACGUGGCUCGGAGCGGGGGCAAGCAUAUCAAGCGCAAGAAGCUCGAGUGCAACCAGCUGGAGCUGGACAACGACGACGCCUGUAGCGAAGACGAGUUCAUUCGCAAGAUAGCCAAUGCGGCCAACGGGGUCUCUUUCUCAUCUGGAGAAGCGGCUCCUGUGGCGGCCGCACGGCCUCCGCCUGCCAUGACUAGUGUGCUGCCACGCAACGGCCAUGAGACAAAAUUUAUUUCGGCCCGGACUGUCACAAGGGUAGCUAACAAGCGUCAGCCCACGACGCCGCUAAACAGCGUUGCCAGCUCGAACGACGGCCACGUGCAACUAGAGAUCGUCUCACAGCCGGAGCAACAGCACCGGGCCCGCUACCAGACCGAGGGCAGUCGCGGGGCGGUCAAGGAUCGCAGCGGCAACGGGUUCCCCAUUGUCCGGCUGACAGGCUACGACAAGGGCGCCGUGCUGCAGGUCUUUAUUGGAACGGACAUUGGCCGUGUGGCGCCACAUAUGUUCUAUCAGGCUUGCAAGGUGGCUGGCAAGAACUCGACCCAGUGCAACGAGAAGAAGGUCGACGGAACCAUGGUCAUCGAGAUAGAUUUCAAGCCAGAGACGGACAUGACCAUCACCUGCGAUUGCGUUGGCAUUUUGAAGGAACGCAAUGUCGAUGUGGAGCACCGCUUUCCCGAGCACUUGACACAGAAGAACAAGAAGAAAUCGACUCGCUGCCGGAUGGUGUUCCGCACUCAGCUGACCCGUGAUGAUGGCACCACCGAGACCCUCCAGGUCUGCUCCAAUCCCAUAAUUUGCACUCAACCCCCAGGUGUGCCGGAAAUAGGCAAGAAGUCGCUCAAUUCGUGCCCCGUCGAUGGCGGCCUCGAGCUCUUCAUCAUCGGCAAGAAUUUUCUUAAGGACACCCACGUGGUGUUUCAGGAGACCUACGACAGCGUCAACGGCGACGACCCCGCGACCGAGAUCGCUGUGCGACAGCAGCUGAUUGGCGGCACAGCCGCUCUAUGGGAACAGAGCGUGAUGCCCGACAAGGAAUAUUUACACCAGACGCAUCUCAUAUGCACAGUGCCACCGUAUCUUCACCAGAACGUGAUCAAGCCGGUCAGCGUCCAGGUGUCGAUCAUAUCGAGCGGCAAGAAGAGCGAGCCGCACACCUUCACCUACACGCCGAAGGGCCAGUAUUCGACACUAGCGGCUGCCAGCACGUUAAGUAGCACAAUUCACGACCAAGAUGUGAACAACUUUAUGGACACCACAGCAGCGCCAUCGACCAGCGGGUCGAACUGGUCGACAAAUCCGCAGGCAUCUGGAUCCGGUUCGGGACCAGCCUCCAGUGGCGAGGGGGUGGUGGAGACCAAGCACGAGAUAGACUCGGGCAUGAUGCCCCCACCGAUCACCACACAGAUACCGAUGGGCGUUGUGCGCCGCUCGUCGCUGCCCAGCGCCUCACCCAUGAUCACGGAUCAGCAGCUCGUCCACCUCAAUGCGGUGGCCGUGGCCAGUGCCGAGGCCUUGAAGAGCGAGCUACUCGACGACAGCAGUACGCACAGUCCACUCACAGCGGAGCCCACCCCGGAUAGCCCCAACGGCAUGCAGUACCACCAUCAGACGCACUUUGCCCGCAAGUCCAGCCUCGACACGAUCAUGUUCGAUCAGUCUAGCAGUUUGCCCGGGUUCCCCGUCACAGGCGUUGAUAUUGACUCCGCUGCUGUGGCGGUGGCUGUGGAGCUGGCCGUAAAGAACGAGAUUGUCAAGCACGUGGUGCAACAGCAUCAGCAGCAUCAGCAGCAGCAACAGCAGCAGCAGCAACAGCAGCAGCAACAGCAACAGCAGCAGCAGCAGCCACAGCAGCAGCAGGCUACAGCGGCGGCAGCAGCGAGCGUGCACAAGUUCAUCGACGAGCUGACAAAGUCCACAUCGGUGGUCACCAGCAAUGGAACCACAGAGCCAGCACUCUUUACCAGUGUGGCGGUGAUCGAUCACGCUCUGACCGACAUUCUGCAGUCGAAGGUGGGCGUGCUGAGCCACGGCAACCACCAAACAGGAGGCCCACCCAACGGUGUGCUCGAGCGGAGUCUGUCGCUCGGAUCGACCAACUCGAGCAGCUCGUUGAGCGGCAGCGAGUCCUCCCCAAACAGCUCGCCGCUCACCCAGGACAUCAUACUAAACUCGGAGCCGGCCGCUGCUCUGGCCGGUGCCGCCGGCCUCGCUUCGUCUCCCGUCGAUGUAGGCGCAGGCCUCUCCACCGAUAUCAUCAUGAACCCCGCCGUCUCGCCAUCUACCAUACUUUGUUCGGCCAACGGGGCAGCCACUGCGGUGGUGCCCAACAUACUAGCGCCCCACCAAGUGACCAUGGCCAACUCCAUAUUGAACGAUAUAGCCAUGCAGCCGGAGCCGACGCAGCAAGAUGCAGCCGUGGCUGCCCUAGCGCUGAAGAACAUAAUGAUGAGUCCGCCGACGUCAGCUGGUGGGGUAGUAGAUACCCUUCCACCGACACCGGCUGCCUUGCAGCCGGAAGUGGCUGCCACAGCCACUUCGACAGCGGUUAGCAACAUGAUCAUCAAGGCGGCCGCUGACUUCAUCACCACCCAGGAGCAGGAGCAGCACAACUACCAUCACCAGCACACCCGUACCCACACCCAUUCGCAUACACACUCGCAUACACGUUCGCCGCAGUCUGGCGUUUCAGUGGCUAACAAUGUCGUUGAGGCUGGCGAGGAUCCGUUGGUCAAUCUCCUUCUGAGUCACUCAACCCCACCGGAGACGGCAGCCGCAGCUGCUGCAGCCGUGGCCGCGGAGGCUGCCAGCUUUCAGUCGCUUUCAGGUCACGGUCACGGCCAUAGCCAUAGUCAUAGCCACAGUCAUAGUCACAGUCACAGUCACAGCCACAGCCACAGUCAUGGCCACGGUCACGGCCAUGCUCACUCGCACGGCCACGCCCACUUGCCGGUUGUAGCGACCUCACCACAAGAAUCUCUGAUCGUUGCAUUGGCCAGCGAGAAUGCGCUGCAGAAGUCCGUGGCCACCGCCGCGGUCACCACCAAUGGAGCCGUGAUGACCCAACAGGCCUCGGCACCCUCCACGGCGGGAAGCAUUUUGCCAGCGGCUGUCGGAGCCGUCGCUGCUGCUGCGGCCGUGGCUGUCCAGCCCCCCAUACCCCAGGAGCUGACCACGAUGUCUGAUCAGGACCUGAUCAGCUACAUAAAUCCAAGCACCUUCGAUCAGCUGUAAACGGCUUGAGAUCAACAAAUUAAAUUACGUGGACUUGUUUUUAUUAUUAAAAAUUAAUAUAUUAAUACACAGACUUAAUACUAAGGAUUUAAACCUGUGGAUACGGAUUCAAGGUUUCAGUGUGGACCAACUUUGACCAAGCGACAGCGAAUAAAAGAUGUCUUUUGCCUCCCCCAUCAGAAAUUAAAACAGAGACACCCACACACACACACACACACACACACACACACACACACACACAAAAUAAUUAUGGCGUUUUUAAGCUGUAGCACAUAUAGCAUAUAUACACAUUUGUUUGCAUAUAUUUUGUGUUAGUUAAGAAAAUGAAAUCAAAUCAUAUCAAAAAGUUAAAUAGAAACAAUGAUUUACAACUGCCAUAUACCUACGAAAUAAAAGAACUGGAAGAAGGAUCAAUAGGAGUCCAAAAACGAAAUAUUGCAUACAGAAACAAGAAGGUCAGCAAGAAAAGAUCACCAAAAAAUUGUAGAGCAAAGGCAACAGUAGAUAUCAGCCAACGAUAGAGACCCAAAUCUCUGAGCAAAAGUAUCAGCUUAGGCCCAUUGAGUUCGAACCUUGUAUUUGGAUUGGGACGAAGAUAUUACCAGAGGCUUCUCCUCUUACAGCCCAUCGCAUUUGCCUUGUGAAAACAUCCACUAUUAAUCUCCUUUUGUUGAUGUAAAACACACAUUUUUCAUUAAGUCUGAAUUUUAAAUUUAUUUUUUUUUUUUUAUUUAAAAAGAAUUUGCAUGCAUACAAUAUACAUUUUUUGGAGCUUACGCUAGGAUUAUUGUUUUUGGGACAGAUACUAAAUUAAAUCCAAGAAUGGAAGAAUGAACUAAUGAUUAAACAGUUAUUUAUAUUUAUAUACAUACAAUUUAAGUUACAAAUACGAAGAAUAUGCGAGAAAUUCCAAAAGACUUUUUUAACGAUUUAAUGAAAACGCAACUAUUUGUUUAUGGGAAUUUUUUUUUUUUAUUCUUUAAUUACAUUUAUGGACGAAAACACAAACACAAAGAAAAAUUAAACUUAUGUUAUUACUAUUAUUAUAAUAAUACAACUAUUAAUAUUACGAGUACUAUUAAUGUUGAUAUAUGAUAUGAGGAGCGCCAGAUUUCAGUGUUAUCCUAGAUUGUCUAAAAUAUAUCACGUACGUGUAUGUAUGUAUUUCAUGUGCUAUAAAUGCAAAUUAUUGCUUUUGUAUUACCAUACAAGAACAGAAAGUAGAAAGAACACGAACCGAACAUUUAAUUGAAGCAGUUAGUCUUAUUCAACAUGUGUUACCCGAACCCUAAAAUAAAAAUCGAACGAAAUGUGCAUUUGUAUACCCUUAUUUAUAUACAUAUAUAAAAAAUAUAAAUACAUGUAUACCCAUAUAUUUAUUCUAUCUAUAACGAGCACGAAUUUCCGCCCACUCCC